AUGUUACAAAGACAUUCUUUGAAAUUGGGGAAAUUCUCCAUCAGAACUCUCGCCACUGGUGCUCCAUUGGAUGCAUCUAAAUUAAAAAUCACCAGAAACCCAAAUCCAUCCAAGCCAAGACCAAAUGAGGAAUUAGUGUUUGGCCAAACAUUCACCGAUCACAUGUUGACCAUUCCUUGGUCAGCCAAAGAAGGGUGGGGUACUCCACACAUCAAACCUUAUGGUAAUCUUUCUCUCGACCCAUCUGCUUGUGUGUUCCAUUAUGCAUUUGAGUUAUUUGAGGGUUUGAAAGCCUACAGAACUCCUCAAAAUACCAUCACUAUGUUCCGUCCGGAUAAGAACAUGACUCGUAUGAACAAGUCGGCCGCUAGAAUUUGUUUACCAACCUUCGAAUCUGAGGAAUUAAUCAAGCUUACCGGUAAAUUAAUCGAGCAAGAUAAGCACUUGGUUCCUCAAGGAAAUGGUUACUCAUUAUACAUUAGACCAACAAUGAUUGGUACAUCCAAAGGUUUAGGUGUUGGUACUCCUUCCGAGGCUCUUCUUUACGUUAUCACAUCUCCAGUUGGUCCUUAUUACAAGACUGGUUUCAAAGCUGUACGUCUUGAAGCGACAGACUAUGCUACAAGAGCUUGGCCAGGUGGUGUUGGUGACAAGAAGUUGGGUGCUAACUAUGCCCCAUGCAUUUUACCUCAAUUACAAGCUGCCGAAAGAGGAUACCAACAAAACCUAUGGCUGUUCGGACCAGAAAAGAACAUCACUGAGGUCGGUACCAUGAACGUGUUCUUCGUAUUCCUCAACAAAGUUACUGGGAAGAAAGAGUUGGUUACUGCUCCAUUGGACGGUACUAUUUUAGAAGGUGUUACCAGAGACUCUGUCUUAACUUUGGCUCGUGACAAACUAGAUCCUCAAGAGUGGGACAUCAACGAACGUUAUUACACCAUUACUGAGGUCGCUACUAGGGCACAACAAGGUGAGCUACUGGAAGCCUUUGGUUCCGGUACUGCUGCUGUCGUCUCCCCUAUCAAGGAAAUCGGCUGGAACAACGAAGAUAUCCAUGUUCCAUUAUUGCCUGGUGAACAAUGUGGUGCAUUGACCAAGCAAGUCGCCCAAUGGAUUGCUGAUAUUCAAUACGGUAGAGUCAAUUAUGGCAACUGGUCCAAGACUGUUGCCGACUUGAAUUAA
Saccharomyces paradoxus is the source of this 1182-nucleotide messenger RNA. RefSeq names its product branched-chain-amino-acid transaminase BAT1 (gene BAT1). The record is from RefSeq and is a predicted model, not a curated record. The transcript has a single exon. Gene Ontology annotation, biological process: L-leucine biosynthetic process; L-valine biosynthetic process. NCBI's taxonomy places the organism in Eukaryota, Fungi, Ascomycota, Saccharomycetes, Saccharomycetales, Saccharomycetaceae. Gene Ontology annotation, molecular function: branched-chain-amino-acid:2-oxoglutarate transaminase activity. The coding region runs from base 1 to 1182 and encodes 393 amino acids. Gene Ontology annotation, cellular component: mitochondrion.